AUGGGAAACCUGAAUAUUGCUGAUGACGCUGUUGAUUUGCCUGCAAGCCUGGACUCCUUAUCGCUCGGUCAACUGAAAGGUUUGGCCGGGAAUCAACCGAAGCCAAAGCCCCAGCAGUAUGCGAUGCGCUACGAAGAUGAAGACAGUGUUUUUGAUGAGAUCGAAGAAUUCUUUUCCUACAUUGAAAUGCGAUAUAUCUCCGGUAAUCUCAACGCCUGGCAGGCCUCGUUUAAUGGAGAAUGGAUCAAAACAUCCGCAGCAGAGAAAAAGGCGCACAUCGAAGUCCUUCUGGAGAGUUUGGAACAUCGAGACAGUGAAAUACGGUGGACGAAUGCCCGAAAGCUUUUGUAUUUGCUUCAAGGUGUAUUCGCCGAAACUACGUCCCCCGAGCACCACCUCCACAUGAUCAUUGAGAACUGUAAAAUUGUUCGCGCUGCGAAUGGUGUGCACGACAUCGUGGAGGCGCUCCAAGUCGCGAACUCAAAGCAUGAUUUGAUAUCUUCCCUUCCAGACGCUGACUUACAGCGGCUCGGGAUCACGGAAAUUGAGAAACAGGAGUCAUUGGAUGAUAUUAAUACAGAAGUUUCGUUUUACUGUGGCAUGCUAUAUUUCUUGGUGCAAAUCUUUAAAGGGGAUGAAGAGUUCGCGGACGAGCUGAUGAGCUUAGAAACACCACUUCCAAUAUCACUCUUCAAUAUGGUCUCGGCAAUAAAGGAUAAAAGUCUGAGAGGCUAUCCCGUCAAAAAGGUUUUAUUACUGUUAUGGAAGACAAUGCUGGCGUGCUUUGGAGGUAUGCGGGAACUAGCACGCGUCAAGAAACUGGCACGCGAGUUAGCCGAUUUGCCACCUGUAAAUGAUGAAGUUGCUGUUGUCAAGUCUAGUCCUAUUGACUUCAAGCAAUUCCGUCAAGAGACAUCCGUCAAAUACCCAACUUUCACGCCACAUCAAAAAUCAGAGGCGGUAAUCGAGAGAAUCGCCACAGCAAUGACACCAUUACCGGUACGACACCAUCACCAUCAUGUGAGCGAAGACCCACCUGCGCCGAAUGUGGGUCAUUCAGGACCGCGGGAAGCGUCUGUGGUGCCGCCUCAAUUACCUCCAACUCCUGCGCCCUCCCCUCCGCCGAAUGCUGGGAAGCCGAAAAAGCAGCUUUACCAAACUGAUCCUAACCGACCUUUUCUAUUCCCAUUUUCUCGCACAGCUGGCCGAGGAAAUGCGAAGCUCGUUCCUUUCGCGAUUGAUGAAGCGGAUCGUCUCUACAUGGCUCAUAUUCAUAUUUCGCUCUCGCUCUUUCAGCUUUGGCAGACUCGAGAAGCGUACAUCUUAGAUGAAAACGGUCUUGAUCCCAAUUCUCCUCAAGGCGUGGCCGCUUUGGAGCUCAAAGCUACUGCAGCUUUCGGCACUUCGAAGUUCACACAGAAGAAAAAUCCAGCGAUCCAUCCGUCCGUUGAUUCCUUUGACGAAUCUACUGAGAGCGCUCUAUCAGAUGUGCAAAAGCUUGAUCGUGCAAUUGUCGAAGCUCGAAAGUCAGUUGAAUUGAUGGAGAAGCAAGGCGAUCGCACGGCAAAACGCAGAGCAAAGGAGAGGCUAGAUGAUCUUAUCCGUCUUCGCCGGGUGGAGACUCUAUACGUCGCUGUACUCCCUGGACUGGCCAACUGGGUUCUGGUUCUUUUACGUCUGCUACUUGCAUCUGUCAGUGCUGCCGGUGGCCAGGCCAACCAGACAGCUCCCGGCGCGUCCCCAGCCUUUCCUACUCCUGUCUCAGGUGAGAAUAGCGGAAACCCGACUGCACCUCCGCCAACCCUACACGAGAUCGAUAUCAACCGUCAUCGAGAGAUUACAGCUAAAGCUGUUGCAGCUUUGCUUUUCUUGACUUUAAAAUGGUUUAAAGUAUCACACGUUAUGAAAUUCCAUCAUCUUGGAGCGAUGCUUUUGGAGUCGAACAUCUUGGUUUUAAUUCUCAAGAUUCUUGGAUUGCAGGAGACUUCUGUUGCAGUCACCACAAAGAAUGAUUCCCCAGACAACAACUUCUUUCGCUUUUGUAACUUGAAGUUUGCGAAGAACGCCCAGGAAAGACGACCAGAAGAUAUAAUUCUUAAUGCUCCACCCCGCAGCACCCCCGUAAUCUCAAAGCAGACCGCACCUAAGCAGACUGACGGUGAAGACGAAAUUGAAUACAUAACGGACUUCUCUUGGCGAAAUUUCUUUUGUGCAAUUACCUUUGUGCGAAUUAUGCAGAAAAUGACGAAGGGCCGAUCCCAUCGCAUCAACAUGUUAGUGAAUUACAAAAGUUCGGCAAUUCUGAAACGGAUGCUGAAGGUCUCGCAUCCUAUGCUUCAACUACACCUGUUGAAAUUGAUGAAGAGCCAGGUUCCACAUUGCGGCAAAAAAUGGAAGCAAACGAAUAUGAAAGUAAUCACUUCCAUCUAUCUUAAUUGCAGACCCGAUCUGCGAGACGAGUGGCUCACUGGCAAUGAAUUAGAAGAUCCCGAAGAAGCAAUGGCUCAGGAGCAAGCAUUGCGAACCCUUAUCAAGUUCUACAAUGGAAAAAGAUACGGUCAAGCCGUUUCAACAUCGACACAUCCGACGCACCGAAGGGGAUCUAGCAUGUCGAUGCCGAAUCCUGAUCCUAGUCUUGCUAAUGUUGAAAUUCCUCAUCAUCAUAAGCCACUUGCAUCUCCUCACAUGGAAAUGGAUGUUUUCCCCCCAUUGCGUUCGAGAGUUGCUGACUCGUCUGUUUUCACGCCAUACAUUCCCGAAGACAUUGCUUUCGAGGAAGAGUACGAGGAUUACCUUUCUGAUCUUAUUGGUGACGAACCUUCGCGAACGGAAGUCUUCGAUCCAUCGUUGACCACCUCCCGACCCCUUGACGGUCCCACCGACUUGUCUUCAGCAUGGCAGCGAAUCGAGGACUUUGCGGGGAAUAUAGCAGAUGGGAUUAGUGAUAGUGAAAGCAUCGUGUCCAUUGGGGAGAUCGGCGAUGGAGGAAGAAAUGAUGUCGGAUCGCUGGAUUCCGAGUCCAUAGAUGAAAAUCUGAACAAUUGGGAGCAUAUGAGUCCAAAGACUUUCAAGGCCCUUCCCAAAUCACCAGCAAGCGGGGGACGGAGGUCAAGUUCAGGAACCAGUCUUCGACCAGUGCUUCCGUUCGGUUUGGAUGAUGGAAGUGCCAUCGAGGAGGACUUCGAUGAACUGGAUCAACCAGAAUUGGGGCCAAUCUCUACUGGAAGAACGGCACCAUUUGCAGCAAACGAAGGGGGGAAAGGAGUAGACGAAGUUGAAGUGAGUGCCCACACUCUCCAGUGA
Molecule: messenger RNA, 3303 nt
Organism: Cantharellus anzutake
Lineage: Eukaryota; Fungi; Basidiomycota; Agaricomycetes; Cantharellales; Hydnaceae
Exons: 16
Coding region: 1-3303 (1100 amino acids)
Biological process (GO): cytoskeleton organization
Cellular component (GO): cytosol
Source: RefSeq, a predicted model, not a curated record